Messenger RNA from Clarias gariepinus (North African catfish), 4859 nucleotides. RefSeq names its product GTPase IMAP family member 9-like. The coding region runs from base 64 to 1284 and encodes 406 amino acids. Gene Ontology annotation, molecular function: GTP binding. The transcript has 2 exons. The record is from RefSeq and is a predicted model, not a curated record. NCBI's taxonomy places the organism in Eukaryota, Metazoa, Chordata, Actinopteri, Siluriformes, Clariidae.
AGAGUCAUCGAGCAACAGAGAGAACUCCGUGUUUAAAGAAAGUGUUUUUCCCAACAUCCAGAGAUGAGCUCUCAGUUCAGGAGCUCCACAAGUCCACAUGGAGCCGUCCAGUCCCCAGUAACUCAGCUGCGGUUGGUGCUGCUGGGCAGAACAGGUUCUGGUAAAAGUGCCACAGGAAACACCAUCUUGGGUAAAAAUUGUUUUUUAUCUAAACUGAGCAUGGACUCAGUAACAAAACAAUGCCAGAAGGAAAGUGGAGUUGUUCAGGGGCGGAGCUUAGCACUGAUUGACACUCCUGGCUGGUUCGACACCUCUCUCCAGCAAAAUGAGGUAACAGAUGAAGUGCUAAGAUGUCUGGUCAUGUCCUCACCUGGACCACAUGCAUUUCUGCUCAUCAUACCAAUCGCUCGCUUUACAGAGGAGCAGCAGCAGACUGUAGAGAUGAUUGAGGCUUUUUUUGAGGAGAACAUCAGUAACUACACGAUCAUCAUAUUUACUCGUGCAGACGAGCUGGAAGGACAGUCAAUUGAGCAGUUUAUAUCAGAGCAGGGACAGAGAAUCCAGGAUAUUAUUGCACAAUUUAGUGGACGUUUCCUGGCUUUUAACAACAAGAACCAAAAGAACCAGGACCAGGUGAAAGAGCUCCUGAAUAAGGUGGAUGGGUUGCUGGAACAGAACGAGUACCGUCACUUCACCAACCAGGAAACAGAGGUCAUGAAUAAAGCACUAGCAAUUUUGGAACAGAAAAAGAAAGAAAAACAACGUCAAUCUAUUGAGAAGGCCAAGCGGAAAGUAAGGCAGAGAGCAGCACAUCACAGAGCCGACAUUAAUAAAGCUCUGGUAAUAGAAAAGCAAGCGAUAGAAAGACGCAGGAAUCAGAUCCAGGGUAAAAUCCUUCAUUUAACAGCAGAAAUUAACAAAGUAAAUGAAAACCUGUAUAAAGGGCAAUGCAGGAUGCAAUUGCUGCAGAAAUCUCUACAAAAUGCAAAAAACUAUUUUAAAAAGUUAAAGAAAGAAAAGGAGUUAAGGAUAAAGAAAAGUAAAAAAAAGAUCAAAGAACUAGAAAAGUGGAUCAAAGAAGAAGAGCAAAGAAUUGAGCAGGAGGAGAGAAAACCUGGGUUUGCAUUGUCGUCUCCACCUGCAGCACCUAUAGGACUGGCAGCGGAGUUAGUCACACUGUUAGGACCAGAGUUUGCGUCCUCUGUCAUGGCAGCAGUAACAAAAGCAGCAGCUUUAGUAAUGGGUGCUGCAACAAAGGUGACUGGCCAUUGUUCCAAUCAGUAACACAAAAGUUUUUUAAUUCAUUUUUUCGUCUUCUACAGUGCCAUAAAAAGGAAUUUGUCCCCUUCCUCUUUUUUUUGUAUAUUUGUCCCACUUAAAUGAUUCAGGUCAUCAAAAAUAUAUAUAUAUUACACAAAAAUAACCAGUCUAAAUAUGAUGAUUGCAUUCAUUAAAGGAAAAAGCUGUCCAAACCUGCCUGACCCUAUCUGAAAAAGUAUUUGCCACUAAACCUAAUACAGUGGAACCUUGGAUUAUGAGCAUAUGUUCGAAUGUUCCCAUAAGAAAAAUUCGUUCCACAGCCCCAAAAAAUAAAUACAUAAAAAUAAUUAACACACAAUAUUAAUUUAAAAAUAAAACAAAUUAACCUGCAACUCUACCACAUGCAUUUUACCUUUGAGAAAAGUAAAAAUAAAUCCCGACAGAUAAGUGUUUCCGUUUGUUCGCGCAGGCGCUGUGUAUGUGUGUGUGUGAAACUAAAGUAAGCUCCCCUCUCCCCCUUCUCUUCUUUCACAGUUACCCUUCCUCCACUCUUUUUACACACACACGCGCACCCAACGGAAACACUGUUUUAGCCGCAAAAUAAACAAGAAAUCUCUCUAAUGACUCAGAUGAACGAGUCGCCUCGGAGAGUGAUUUUUUCUUUUUCUAUUGGGCGCGCAUGCACAAAGCAUCGCAAAACCCCCGCAUGUCAUAUACAGAAAACAGAAUUGAACGAUUCUCAGCAAUGAGUCUAAAGUCUCGAGUCGUUCGUUCCUUUGUCGUGUGACUUCCAUAGACGCUAUGCAGUGCAAUGGAUUCAAAAGAACGAACGACUCCGACUGCAAGAUAUGAUGGUGAGUUACUCAUUCUGUUUAUUAUAAUAUAUCCUUAGUUGCAUUGUAAUAUUUUCAUAACUGGAACUAUAGCCAAAAUUUGUGUAUAUAGACAUAUUGGUUUUUUUUUUUUUAUUGAAAAUGCAACAUUUUAUUUUAUUUCUGAUCAAAAGAACGAAAUGAACGAAAUGACUCAAAAAAAGAUUUGUUCAUUUUGAUGAACGAGAUUCAAAGAACCGAGUCACUAAAAUGAUUCAAACUUCCCAUCACUAGUGUCUGUGAAGGCGAAAGUAGGAGGGGUCUGUGUGUGUGUGUGUGUGUGUGUGUGUGUGAAAGAGCAGGCUAAGCCUUGAGCAGAGAGAGAAAAUGGAUUUUUAACCUCUCUAAUGAGACUUGCUUUUGCUUUACAAGCGCGCUGUACACACACGCAUAUGCACACACACACAAAAUAAAAUAUGUUUUACACACACAUGUGGUCACAGUGUUAUAGUAAACAGUACACGUGUGCACGGAUGUUGAUUAUACCAGUAAGAGAUGAGCACUUAGACCCAGAAGGGGAGACGAUUACCCACAAUUCCGCAGCACUAGAGAGAGAAAAACCAUUGGCUCAGUUGUGAUCACGUGACGCUCGGCAUCAAAACAAAAAGCACAUGUGUGAUACAUGAUACUUGGUACUCGUAAACCAAGACUUCUUCGUUUUCCAAAUUUCUUUAAAAUCUUUGGAUUGCAGCAUGAUGUGUUGCUUUUUAAAAUCUUACGUAAAACCAAACGUAUUCAACUGGUCAACAUUUUUCCCCAGCGCUGGCUGCAUAGGACUGUGAAUCCUUAGGACUGUGAGUCUCUUUGCAUAUCAAAAUUCAAUUACACACAAUUGGGACAGUAUCACAGGACAGCGUUUUUUCAUCCUCAUGCUCCUGGAUUGACUCAUAAAGCCUAUGAGGAUAGUGCAAUACUUCCGCACCACCACAAGCACACACAAGGCUGUUUACGUGACGUGGAACUAUACAUCCAUUUAUAUACACACCAAAAUAUUUUGUACAUGUGAUGGUUCACCACUAGAGGGCACUGUGUGCCCGAUAAGUUUGUUUAUUGUAGUUUUUUGUUUGUAGACUCAGUUUUCCAGAAGGCACCUCGGUCAGGUGAUGAGAGUGCUCACCUGAACCGAGGUAGCUCAUUAGAUCCUCUAUAAAUAGCUGUUAGUUCUUGGUAACUGGGUCGAGCAUUAAAUGUGUUUUUUUUGUUAUGUUGGCAGUUUGUUUAGUUUAGUUUGUAUUUGGUUUAAGUGUGAUAUGUCACCUCUGUUAAGUUAAGAAGGCUCUAGUUUUGUAAUGUUUGUUAGUUUUGCAUUUGAGUUGUGGAGCUGUUUUGUUUAGGUAUGUGUGGUGAGUUUGUCUCUUGUCACGUCUAAGUACUGUUCUGUGUAUCUCCAGUGUUCGUAUACCUCUUGUUUAGCUCCUUGCAUGUUUAGCUCUUUGCAUGUCUAGCCGUUAGCAGGAUUUGCCUGUUGUGUAUUCGUUCCCCAUGUAGGUUCAGUUACUAACCCGUAUAGAUACUAACUAAUUUACUAACUAACCCGAUUAGCUCAUCCAUUUCUACAAUAACCUGACUAGCUACUAAUCCCACUAACUACUAACCAGUUCAUACAUUAGUCUCUUGUUUUGUCCCUAGUCUUGUUUUGUCCCUAGUCUCGUCUUGUUUUUAGUUUGUCUAGUCUUUGUUUAGAUUCAGCUACAGGUUUAGUUUGUUAGUAUAGCUUUACAGCCUUUGUUUAGCUCUACAGCUUUUGUUACACUCUGUGUUUAUAGUUGGAGUUCUUUGUUUUAAUGUCUUUGUUUAUGUUCUUUAUUUGUUUUGUUUGUAAAUUAAAUGACUUAUGUUUUAAAAACCCUCUGCGCCUAUGCCUGCAUGCUCAGAGAGAACAUGCAGACUUCACACACAUAAAACCAAGAUGUGAAUGAAAUCUGUACCCUGGAGGUGCACAACAUGAAAGUCAAAACAUAUACAUUUCUUAUGUAAGUUUGAAAAAAUCUGCACUGUCGUCAUAGUUCAUAACAAGGCAGACACUACCUGAAUUGCUUACAAUCAUUACACUUACAAUCAUUACAGACCAGCUUCCUCUUCUCAGUGUUAAGAAAAUGGAUGAAAAUGGAAUUUGCCAGACAUUGCGAAGGUGAAGGAUAAUUUGAGGAUUCUCAUUGAAAGUGAUUUACAUAUUUGCUCUUGUUAAGAAAAAAAGGAAGUUUUUUCUUCACACUGACUCUCCGGUAUUUUCUUUUAUUUCAGCUUUUAGGGUGUUGCCUCCUGUCUCCAAAACAAAUAUAAUCUUCCUCUUUUUGUUGUUGAAAUGAGGACAUUUUGUUUUAAAGAUGGGGAAUAAUGUUAAAUGAGAUUUUUUUUUUCUUUUGAGUGGAGAUUUGUUUUAGUGUAUUUUUUUAAUUUGGUUUUGGAUAAUUUACUGUAAAUUAGUAAGUACUUGCAGUAAUUUUUUUUUUGCUAUCUUAAGUGUUUAUUAGCUUAUGUGUAUAGAUGAGGAACUGUAUCUUGGUAAGAAAAAAGGGGAAACACUAUGUUACAUUAUAUUGUUGUUGUUUGGUGUGUCAGAUGGGGGAGAAGAGCAAUAAAGAAGAGAAGUGUCUGACGGAGUUGUCUCUGAAUUUUUAUUUGUUGAACCCGGUCUCGAAGGAAUUAUAAGUGAUUAUUUUCUAAUGUUAUUUUUUAUUUUCUGAUGUUAUUGUACGUUGAUGAGGCAAGAAAUGAAUAAAAGCA